This is a messenger RNA of Spodoptera exigua (beet armyworm), 1254 nucleotides long. NCBI's taxonomy places the organism in Eukaryota, Metazoa, Arthropoda, Insecta, Lepidoptera, Noctuidae. The record is from the annotation of a GenBank genome assembly.
AUGGCUGAGUACAAAUUUGAAGGAGAUAUUUCAAAUUUAAACGAACACCAUUUGGCGUUCAUGAGUAAAAUUAUUUCCCAGCAAGAUAUUCAGGUCGACAAAGUGACCGUUCAUCCGGUUGGGGAAGCAGGUGACAAUUAUGUAGCAAAUGUGAAAAGAAUUAACAUAGAAGGUUCUAACAGAAGCAUGAAGAUGAUUGUGAAAAUAGCACCAACAAACGAAGCAAUGCGUAAAUCAAUGCAUAUUGAUGUUGUAUUUCAUCGGGAGCAAAUUAUGUAUACGGAAGUGUUACCAAAGUUAGUUUCACUACAGAAGGCAGCAGGAGUACCAGAAGACGAACAUCUCAGAUACGCAAAAUGUUACGGAUCUAAAGACGAAGCACCAAAUGAAAUGAUUAUAUUAGAAGACUUAACUGAAUCAGAUUUUGUUAUGUUAGACAAAUACGUUUCCCUAACCGACGAAAGUGUGAAGAGUAUUUUAAAAAACUUUGCCACUCUACAUUCUCUUUCAUACGUGUUAAAAAACAAAGAACCAGACACUUAUGAGCAAUUUAAAAGUAAAUUACCUAGCCUUUGGCCACUUGUUGCUGGAACACCAGAAUUUGAUUUAAAUAUAGAACUUAUUGAAAAAGCAGUAUUAUCUCUGUUAGAAAAUGAGGUUUAUAAAAGUGUUGUCAGAAAUAAAACAGCUGAUAUGUUUAAAGCUUUGUUAAAACUGUCGAAAGAAGAUGUGGGCAAACAUGGAGUGAUUAUUCAAGGAGACGCUUGGACAAACAAUGUGAUGUUUAAAUUUGUGGGAGACACAUUAGUUCAAUCAUGCAUGAUUGACUAUCAAAUAUCCUAUCAUCAAAGUCCUGCGAUGGAUGUUCUUUACAUGAUCUUCAAUUGUACCGACCAUGAGACCAGGUCAAAGAACUUCUACAACUGGAUAGAUUAUUACCAUACAGAGUUAGAUAAAAAUUUGUCAAAUUUUGGCUUGAAAGCUAACUUAGUUUAUCCAAGGGAUCAAUUAGAUGCAGAUAUGAAAAGAUUUGCUAGACCUAUGCUGGGCAUGUCGUUACUCUUGUUCAAUCUAUUGAUGAGAGACGCUAAAGAAGCCAGUGUAGUUAAGGAAAAUAUUGAAUCUGGUGGAUUUUUUAAUGCAGUUAAAACAAUGAACCAACAAGAAUUGCAAAAAGAAAGCUUAGCUCGUGGCAAAAAGAGAAUGGAAGAUUUGAUUAACAGUUGCAUUACAUUUGGUUUAAUACACGUAUAA